Mercurialis annua (annual mercury) is the source of this 1321-nucleotide messenger RNA. RefSeq names its product class V chitinase-like. Gene Ontology annotation, biological process: chitin catabolic process; carbohydrate metabolic process. Gene Ontology annotation, cellular component: extracellular region. Gene Ontology annotation, molecular function: chitin binding; chitinase activity. The coding region runs from base 29 to 1144 and encodes 371 amino acids. NCBI's taxonomy places the organism in Eukaryota, Viridiplantae, Streptophyta, Magnoliopsida, Malpighiales, Euphorbiaceae. The record is from RefSeq and is a predicted model, not a curated record. The transcript has 2 exons.
AAAUUAUUCACAUUUCUCUCCUUUUACAAUGGCAUUCAAAAUCCUCUCGUUUAUCUUUUCAAUCCUCCUCAUUGCCUUCCAAUCCCAAUUAUGCACUAGCCAAACCACCGUCGUCAAAGGCGGCUAUUGGUUUCCCGGCAGCGGGUUUGCCGUUGCCGACAUAAACUCUGCCCUAUUCACUCACCUUUUUUGUGCAUUUGCUGAUGUUAAUCCCCAAACCUAUCAACUUACCAUCUCAUCAGCAAACCAACCUCAAUUCUCAACUUUCACACAAACAGUCCAAAAAAAGAACUCUAAAGUCAAAACCCUUUUGUCCAUCGGCGGCGGAGGAGCCAACGUCAAUAUUUUUGCUUCUAUGGCAAGUCAGUCCAGUUCAAGAAAAUCAUUCAUCGAUUCGUCGAUAAAUCUAGCACGAUCAAACAAUUUUCACGGCCUUGAUCUCGACUGGGAGUACCCUUCGGACGCCACUCAAAUGACCAACUUUGGCAGUCUUCUUACUGAAUGGAAAACCGCCGUAGCAACAGAAGCUAAAAACUCCGGCAAGCCGCCGUUGCUUUUAUCAGCAGCGGUUCUUUACAUAUCUAACUACUAUUCACCUUCUGUCUCGUAUCCGAUUCAAGCUAUAUCAAACAGCUUAGAUUGGAUCAACCUAAUGGCUUAUGAUUUCUUCGGCCCCGGCUGGUUUCCUUCCGCCACAGGACCGCCGGCCGCUUUAUACAAUCCGGGCCGUCCAGAAAGCGGAGAUAACGGUGUGAAAUCUUGGAUUCAGGCAGGCUUACCAGCGAAAAAAUUAGUUCUAGGAAUGCCAUUCUAUGGUUGGUCAUGGCGUCUUGUUAAUGCUAAUAACAAUGGUAUUUAUGCACCGGCUAACGGAGCUGGUCUCGCCGGAGAUGGAUCGAUAGGUUAUGAUCAGAUCAAAACGUUCAUAACACAGAAUAAUGCCGUUAAAGUGUAUAACGGCAGCAUUGUUACGGAUUAUUGCUAUAGUGGAACGACAUGGAUUGGUUAUGAUGAUUUGCAGAGCAUUUCUACAAAGGUUUCUUAUGCCAAAUCGAAAGGGUUACUUGGUUAUUUUGCUUGGCAUGUUGGUGCUGAUUCUAAUUGGAUGCUUUCCACCAAAGCAUCACAAACAUGGGGAGCGUAAUUAAGCUGGCUAAGUGUGAGAGAUUACAAAUUAAAUAAACAAUGCCUUUCAAUAAUCAUCUACUCCAACUAAAUAAAAAUUGUUGCCAAUAUGGGAGAUAUGUUCUUAACUGUUUAAUGAUCAUUAGAAGUGUUUCAUAAGUAUAUACCACAUCAAUAAACUACUAUCUGUAUUUCA